This is a messenger RNA of Acipenser ruthenus (sterlet), 4270 nucleotides long. RefSeq names its product chitotriosidase-1-like. The transcript is spliced from 11 exons. Gene Ontology annotation, cellular component: extracellular region. The record is from RefSeq and is a predicted model, not a curated record. NCBI's taxonomy places the organism in Eukaryota, Metazoa, Chordata, Actinopteri, Acipenseriformes, Acipenseridae. Bases 348 to 1661 code for a protein of 437 amino acids. Gene Ontology annotation, molecular function: chitin binding; chitinase activity. Gene Ontology annotation, biological process: carbohydrate metabolic process; chitin catabolic process.
GGAUCUCUGGUAAUUAAGCACAAAAAGUUGCAAUUGCAAAUAGUGUAUUUGCUAUUUGUUACAAUGGGGAACAUCAGAGGUGAUCUUUAUUUUAUGAAUACCAAACAGGCAAUUAUUUCUAAAGGUUAAAUAAUUAAGUUGUCCAUAGAUUUCAAAGAAGGAAUAGCAAGCAAAACACGUACGCCUCAGGCUCCAGGUGUGCCUAUGGGGUUCAUGACAAAAAGAAAAUAUUUUUUGUAAAUAUUUGAGCAGUCAAAGGGAUUGCACAACUGGGCGAUUAGCGUUUCUGUUUCUGUGAGGGGAUAUAUAAAGAGAGAGGGAGGAAGCAAUUUCUCAACUACACCAACAUGACGGCAACACGGCUGGUCACAGUUGCUUUGAUGCUCUUGCUACAGCUCCAUCUUGGCUGGGGCCACAAGUAUGUGUGCUAUUACAACAGCUGGUCUCAGUACCGUCCAGACAAGGGGAGGUUUGGGCCUGAAAAUGUGGACCCGUCCAUCUGCACCCAUAUCAUCUAUUCCAUCGCAACCUUUAAUGACAGCCUGGUACUGACGACAUACGAGAAUAAUGAUGAGACAGCCUACAAAAAAAUCAACGCUCUGAAACUCAAAAACACUGGACUGAAGACCCUGAUUUCUGUAGGAGGAUGGAACUUUGGUGUAAAACUCUUCUCAAAAAUGGUCUCCACCUCAGAUAAUCGAGCCACCUUCAUCAACUCGGUCAUAGCCUUCCUCAAGAAGUACGGGUUUGAUGGGCUUGACGUUGACUGGGAGUUCCCAAACACGAACGAGAGUCCUGCUGGAGACAAACAGCGCUUCACUCUGCUUCUAAAUGAGCUGCGUUCUGCCUUCACGAAGGAGGCACAGGAUUCCAGCAAGCCUUCCUUCCUGAUCUCUGUGGCAGUGUCUGGAGAGAAAGCCAUCAUUGACAACUCCUAUGAGGUGGACAAGUUCCCCCAGUAUGUGGAUUUUAUCAGUGUGAUGGCCUAUGAUUUACAUGGUGUUUGGAUGAUGGUCACUGGCCACCACAGUCCGCUCUAUGCACCGGCAGACAAACCUGACAGCCAAGCAACUGUGGAAUUUGGCAUUAAAUACUGGUUGGCUCUCAAAGCACCAGCGAACAAGCUGCUCCUGGGCUUCCCGACCUAUGGCCGAUGCUUCACUCUUGCUGACCCGGCCAAAAAUGGCGUGGGUGCAACCAUCACUGGAACAGGAAAACCAGGAAUCUAUACCAAAGAGGCUGGAUUCUGGUCCUACUAUGAGGUCUGCUCUGAGCUUAGUGCUGGGGCCACUUCUCUCUGGCUGGCAGACCAGAAGGUGCCCUUUGUCUUCAAAGACAACCAGUGGAUUGGCUAUGAUGAUGAGAAAAGCUUUCAUUGGAAAGUUGAGUGGAUGAAGAGCAAAGGGCUGGGUGGAGUUAUGAUCUAUUCAAUGGAUCUGGAUGAUUUCAGUGGAGAGUUCUGUGGCAAUGGCACCUACCCCCUCAUGAAGAAACUGAGAAGCUACCUGAAUAUCACAAGCGCAGAUAUCGUUCUUAAACCAGAAACAAGCGCCACUACCCAAAAGAUUCCUUUAGAAGCCAUCUCCUCCACCAUUUCCUCCAGGAUACUUCUAACACGACUGAUUUAUGUAUCUAUUUUUGUAUUUGUUUGUUUAUUUUAAGGGGAAAAUGGUUGCUUCCUGCAGUAAAAACCAAUUAAUUGGAAAACAGAAAACUGCCAACUUGAAUGUCCCUGAAAGCGACUAAUUAGAAAGUUUAAUCACAUUGAAAGAUAUGGAACUUUGUUUUAAUACUGAACAUUUUUAUUCCAAAUGUAUUUUAUUACAUUAUUCUUGUACAUUUAUUGACACAAAUGUGGGUAACACUUUACAUUCAGUGUCUCUAAUGACUAUGUAUUACCAAUAGUAAUUACUUACUAAAUACAUGUGUACUUACACAUAAUUACAAUGUUAUUAUGCAUAUGGCAGGCCAAAUGAUCAUUUAGAGAUAUCUCAAAUUUAUAGAUAUCCCUAAAAUAUUUUAAGAUGUCUCUAAAUCAUUUCCUGAUAUCUCUAAAUAUUUGAAGAUAUCUUCAAAUAUUUAAAAGAUAUCUCUAAAUCAAAGAAAUACAUUUAGAGGAUAUCCAGUUAAAGAUAUCUCCUAAAUCAAUUUGAGAUAUCUUUAUUUUUAGAGAUCUCAAAAUGAAAUUGAAAUAUCUUCAAAAGGGUUUAUUUACCUCAUAUUAAUUUAAAUACAUCUGCAAGUGAUUUACAGCUAUCUCUAAAUAUUUCAAGAUAUCUUAAAAUGCAAUUUGAGAUAUCUCUAAAUUGAUAAUUUGGCUUGCCAUAUGUGCAUCAUUUUGUAUGAUAUAACCCUAUCCCCAACCCUAACCCUAACUCUAACAAUUGUGUUCUUACAUAUAUUGUGUAAAAAGAUUUACAUGUUAAGUGCUAUGCAUAAUAACAUUAUAAUUAAGUAACUACUAUGUAAAUACAGUUAUUAGAGACACCUCAUGUAAAGUUUUACCCAUAACUGCAUGCCACCUAACCAAUCAAUAAUCAACUUUAUAACAGCACAGCAUCAGAAAGUGCAUUAUAUACCCCACAUCCUCUCAUAGCCACAGCUGUAUAUUUUGGCUGGGUCUAUUUUUGUAUAUUUCCUUCCUGAUGCAUUUGAUCAAACAUUUUAAAAAGUUAUGCAAUGAAAACAACAGGAAGAAGUACCGUUCAGUGGCAAAAUUAUUUUAGGGGUUACAGAACCCAGAACAGUGGCACCGGGCAAACAGAAACAGCAGCUUGGUAUUUUAAUGUAGAGAAAAGCACAAAGACUAGAAUUUGAUGUAAAUUUUUUGAAUAAAAAAUGUGUAUUAUUUGGACUGAAGCUAUAUAUAUAUAUAUAUAUAUAUAUAUAGAUAGAUAGAUAGAUAGAUAGAUAGAUAGAUAGAUAUAUACGUUGAAGAAGAAAAAAUCCUACAAUUGGAAAGUGAUUAGAAAUUCACGCUAGUUAAUUAUAAACAAUAAACACUUUCUUAAAAACAAAUGUAACAAAGCAAUAUUUCUUCUAUAUCACACUAGAAGCAUGUCUAUGCAUGUCUGUACUAUAAUAACUUAUAUAACUUAUAUAAGUAUUAUAAUAAAAUAUCUUAGCUUUGGUUCUCAGUUCUUUUGCCCAAAUUGCACAUAUAUAUACACAAAAAUAUAAAUUUCAAGCAAAUUCAGAGUGUAAAGGUGUAUAUCUUUAAUGUAUAGAUGAGUCUUCUCUACUGCUGUGACCAGUCCAUAGCAUUAUAAGCAUACUGGGGUUGGAAGUCUCACUGUGGCCUAAACCUGCUGAACUGCUGAGAUGUCAUCAAUUGGUAACACUCUCAUUACUGUGGAUUUAGAUAUUCGUUACUUAGUAAAAACAUGUGUACUUACACAUAAUUACAAUGGUAUUAUAAACAGUUACAAUGUUCUUAAUGUGUAAAUCUUUGUGCACAACAUAUGUACACAAUUGUAUCAGAAAAGGGUUAGUGUUAGAGUUAGGGUUAGGGAUAGGGUUUGCGGUUAGGGUAAGGAUUGGGGUUAUAUCAUGCAACAAAAAAACACAUUAAGUUCAUUGUAACAAUGCAUAAUAACUUUGUAACUAUGUGUGAGUACACAUGUAUUUACUAAGUAACUACCAUGUAAAUACCCAGUAAUUAGAGAUACUUCAUGUAAAGUGUUACCCAUCAAUUUGCACCCCAGCUUUCUGUGCAAAAACACACAUUUUUAACACUUUUCAACAACAGAGUUUCCAUUCUUUCUUAGGGUUUUGUUGAAAAAAAAAAAUCUCAUAAGCUUGUAGGGUCUCUUUAGUCUUGGAAAUGCAUCCUUAAACUUUUUUUUUUUGAUUCAUGUAUUCUGUGGUGAUCAAGGGAAACAAGAAGAGGAAAGGAGAUUGUGUUUUUAUUUCAGGAUUUGUUUAUAUUUUCAAUGGCUAUAAGGGGUCUUGUACUGUCUUCUAGCAGGUUAUUGAUUUGUCUGCUAGACGCAGGAACAUCCAUGGCUUCAGCAUUAUCUACAUGUAACCUUAACGUAACUAACUGGUGUUUUGCUAUCCACUGUAGAAUGGGGUUCAGGUCUGGGUUUGGAAUAUGCUAUUUUGUAUUUGUUUUUUAAAAGCAGUAAUAAAGUUCACAAUUGUAUUUGUCAACAGAAAACAAGCUUUCAUAAAAUAAGCUGUGGAUUAAAAAACAUCUUUAGUCCUGAAAUUAUAUUUAGAUGUCCUUGUCAAUGUCUUUGCUGUGUGAAUAAAUAUUUGUCUUUUCUUA